Messenger RNA from Erythranthe guttata (spotted monkey flower), 2337 nucleotides. RefSeq lists its product as uncharacterized. The record is from RefSeq and is a predicted model, not a curated record. Lineage: Eukaryota; Viridiplantae; Streptophyta; Magnoliopsida; Lamiales; Phrymaceae.
CAAAGGAGAUUGACCCUCCAUCAUCAAUUCAUCUUCUGAGGUACUACAAACUCUCUCUCUCCCGCAUGCGUGUGUGUGUGUGUGGUGCGCUUUAUCUAAUCUUGAAAUUCGUCGCCUUCUUAACUGAUUAAAGGAAAAAAAAAAAAGGAAAAAAGAUUACAAAUUGAAACUGGGAUUUUGGGGGUUUUGGUUUCAUAUGCUCGGAUUUGAUGAUGUGGGGUGGCGUUGUGGAGCACGUGCAAAACACAUGGCCUUUCUCCGCCUUGGUAUACAAUGACUUGAGGGCUUCCGACUCAAUCGUCAGACGAUUGCCGAUUCCCGAAUCCACAAAGCAUUUCGUCUACGCUAUUCGCGACCCCGAUUCCCACUCCGUAAUCUACGUUCUCUCCGUACAGAAUCUCUCCGAAAGGUCUGCUUCAGACGCCGAGUCUCUAAUCAGACAGAUUAAACCCGACGCAGUUAUUGUUCAAGUGGGACCCUUGAACAAUUCCGAUAUUGGCGGCGUCUCCUCGGGAUCUUCGAAAGGCGGGAGUGUUGACAAUGGUGGGGUUUUGAAUGAAGAUAGUGUGCCCACAUCUGUGUUUGAGGUGUUGAAGAACUGUUUCGUGCAUAAAAUCGGUCCGGAGAAGUACGAGGACGUUGCGGGGAGUUUGGUGUUGAGGGAAAUCUUCGGCGUGAGUUUCGACGGACAUUUUCUUGCGGCCAAGAAAGCCGCCGAGGAAGUGGGAUCCUCGUUCUUGAUGCUCGAAUCUCCCAUCGUGAAAUGCAGGACGGCGGUCGAGGACGAUGGCGGAUGCUGCGAUUCGAAUAGUUCGGGAAAUGGGUUCCGGAGCGCGUUUAAUUUGCAGCUAACCACCAGCUUUGUUCCUUCGAGAAUCGCGUAUUCGAGACCUUUCCAUGUUGAAGAUGGCGUUCAGUCGCAGAUGGUGAAGUUGUUGUCUCCGUAUUUAGUUCGUUCGAAUCCGUUUUCAAAGUCUAAAGGUGAAGAAGAAGAUCUUCGGCUACAAUACAAUUACGAUGCACCGCAGUUUGCUCGAUCCGUGUACCCUUUACUCGUCGACUUGCACAACAUAUUCGUCGACAUACCAUCUAUGGGAACUGCUCUAGCUUGUGCACAAAAAAUGCUAUCUGAUGUCAACAAAGGAGAAGUUAUCGGCAAUCGUCAUCUUACAGAAAUCUACUCCUUUCAAAUCGCAGUCGAGUUGUUAAGAAUCGCGUUCAACAAUGCCGGUCGGAUAACAAAGAACAACCCCGAUUCGGUACGACCCGAGUUUUCCGAUCUUCCAAUCGAGGAACAAUCGCAGGCGAUUCUUGCGCAAGCUCUUCGAAGCCAAACCAAGAAGUACAAAUCAAUAGUUGCUGUAGUUGAUGCUAGCGGAUUAGCUGGAUUAAGGAAACACUGGCAUACAAACGUUCCGCCCGAAGUCAAUGAUAUGUUUGACCACCUCGGAACGAAUUCCGAAGAAGGCGAAGUAUCGACACAUUCUACCAGAAAGCGUUUGUUACUAACUGAUAAGCCUGUGGUGGCUGUCGGGGCAGGUGCAACCGCCAUAGUCGGAGCCUCCGCCCUCUCUAAAGUCGUUCCGGCUUCAACUUUUAUCAAAGUUGCAACCUUUUACAUGCCCGCCUCGCUAAAGCUCAUGCUGGCUCAGACGCAAAAGGCGGUUCUUUUCGCAUUCGGCAAGACAGUGGGUGUGGGCCCCGCAAAGAUGGCGGCGAGUGGCAGCAAGGCGGUGGCGUCGGCGGAGAAGAUACGGGCGGUGGCACAGGGCGUGAUCUACUCAGCGGAAAAGACGAGCCUUUCUGCCAUGAGGUCCUCGUUUUACGAGAUUAUGAGGAAACGGAGGGUUAGGCCGGUUGGAGCUUUACCGUGGGUUACGUUUGGGUGUAGUAUUGCUACGUGCUCUGGUUUGCUUGUGUUUGAAGAUGGGAUCGAAUGUGCUGCGGAAUCUCUUCCUUCGGCUCCUUCGAUUGCGAGUUUGGGCCGUGGAGUUCGAAGUUUUUAUGAGGCGUCCCAGGUGGCGAGGCAAGCUGAGAGAUCGAGAAUACAGAAAUCAAUCGAGGCGCUCUUGCACAAAUGCAAGAACUUGAAAAUUCAGUAAGUAAAGAAACAGAGGUCGUAUCGUAUAUAAACUGAUCUCUUGUGCAUAUACUCUAAUUGUUGCUGCUAUGGAAGUCCAUGCUUGAUUUGAGGUAUUCUUUUUCUGUAAAUAGAACAUAUUCAAUGUUAUAGGAGGUAAAAAGAGGAUUCAUCGAUUACCUCGUGACUCGUUCGUUUUGUGCUCCGAUAUACGGCUCAAUAAGACGAAGAAAAAAAAAUGCAUUUUUUUCUCUGAA